CGUCAAGGCUAGAGGGCGGAUGUCAUUCGAAUGCGGCUGGGGUAACUUGUCGUAGCGAGGGCUUGCCUCACCAAACUUGGACUACAUACCAGGUACAUACGGUAACUAUCCAUCCCAUUGACAAUGGCGCAUAGCAAAAGGAACACGAGCCGGCCCAUCUUCACGUCGCACGAACGGGCCAUGGCCCGCGCGGCCUGGGGCUCCUCGACGGCUCGCCUCUCUCGGGAUUCGUUCCUGCCCUUCGCUUCGUGCUGGCUGUGCCUCGAGCCCGCCAUAGAUCCCGUUGCCUGCAUGCACGGCGAUGUUUUCUGCCGCGAGUGCGCCCUCAGCAAUAUCCUAGCCCAGAAGAAAGAGAUCAAGCGCGCCGAGAAAGCUCGCGAGCAAGAGCAGCGCGAAGCCCAAGAGGAGAAGGCACGCCGAGAUGCCGAGGCUCAGGAACGUGCCAUACGAGAGUUUGAGCUUACCCAGGCCGGUCUGAGUAUCAAGAGAGGGAGUACAAGUGGUGCCGGGAAGGGGGAGACGGGGCGACCUGUAGAGCGGGAAAGUCAAAAUGAGAUUGGGAAGGGCGAGAGCUACGCCUCAGAGAAGAGCGCCGUAGCAGGGGUGAAGCGCAAGUUCUCGCUUGACCCGGACGAAGUCGGCCGCAUCGCUGAGGAGGAACGGGCAAAGGCGAGGAGAGCAAUCGACGAAGAAAAGGCGUCAAAGGUCACACUCCCAUCCUUCUGGUCACCUACGGUAACACCGUCUUCAAAUAGCAACAACGUUCUGCAUGAGACAACACGAAAGGCCAAGACGCAGCCGGUGUGCCCGGCGGCUCCAGAAGACAACCCACACCACUAUUCACUACACACACUGGUUACAGUCAACUUCACAGAAGAGGUGGACUCGGAUACUAAACAGCCCCGGCGGACCUGUCCAGCUUGCAACAAGGGUCUUUCGAAUUCGUCCAGGGCGACGCUGGUGAAGCCUUGCGGGCAUGUACUCUGCAAGAACUGCGUGGAUCUAUUCAUGAACGCAUCCAGCGGAGAGCCGGUCCGCUGUUAUGUCUGUGAAGCUGACAUCACCGGGAAAACGGAAUCUUCUUCGAGAAAAGAGGGCAGGACUGGGAAGGAGAAGAUCCGGCCCGGCUUGGUCGAGCUCCGGCGUGAAGGGACAGGCUUUUCAGCGGGCGGUAACAACCAAGUCAAGAAGAACGCAGUGACGUUCACUGUUUAAGACGUGAGAACCACUCCAACCACAGACAUUCUCAUAGAGAAUACAUUCCGCCCUUCAGGGGUCAGAACACGGGACAAUGCUGGAUGUAGCAACGUUGAAGUGGAACAGGCAGGAAGGCCCUGCGUUG
Molecule: messenger RNA, 1342 nt
Organism: Chaetomium strumarium
Lineage: Eukaryota; Fungi; Ascomycota; Sordariomycetes; Sordariales; Chaetomiaceae
Exons: 3
Coding region: 124-1215 (363 amino acids)
Cellular component (GO): nucleus
Molecular function (GO): ubiquitin protein ligase activity
Source: RefSeq, a predicted model, not a curated record